UUUUAUGUUGAAUGCGUAUUAUCCACUUCAAGAGGACUUACAGUUGUGCUCGACUAGAAAGUUUUUGAAAACUUGCUGCAACGGUUUGUCCCUAUGUUUCAGUUUUAUUCCAGAAAAAAUAUCGUUGAGGAGAGACUUCAAGUUGUCACUUGGUUUUCAGCAGCGCCUUGUGUCGAGAAAGCAGCAUAAGUUGGACUCUUUGAAUACAUCAAGUAGAAGAGUGUUUUGUUGUGUUGAAAAGCCGCCACUGAAAAGGCUUUCGUUUCCUUGGAGCCUUGCUUUGUUGACUUUGUCUUUGUUGUGGCCACGUUCACGAAUAGCUUCUGCUUCGACCUUCGAAGCCUUCCAUUUAGAGUCGAACUACCCUUAUGCAGUAGAAUUCCACAAAUCUUCUCUAAUUAAAAAUCCUUCGAGUAAUUGUCGCCGUAUAGCACUAGUUGUACAAAGGAAGGAAAAGAAAUCAAAGUCUGUCAAGGAGGCAUCCGAUGCGCUGUUUUUGAAAAAUCGAUCAUCUUUAUUCAGUGAGCUAUUUCGUGUUGGUUCCUUUUGGAAAGUUCUUUCCAUCCAUAUCCCUUCCACAGUAUCAGAUACUUUGGUGUUACUGUUGGCUACUAUUAUCGUUGUUCCGAUUAUGAGGAAACUCAAUACAUCCCCUAUUUUAGGGUUUUUAAUUGCUGGAUUGGUCUUGGGUCCUAAUGGCUUUCAUCUUGUUCGUGACGUCGUAGCAAGUAGGACACUUGCAGAAUGGGGAGUGGUAUUCUUUCUUUUCGAAAUGGGUUUGGAGUUGAGUUUAGAUAGAUUACGCAAACUGCAAAAGGACGUGUUUGAACUUGGCUUAUCUCAGUUUUUGAUUUGUGGUGCUGCUUUUGCUAUUAGUGCGAUGAUAGCAGGCCUACCUUUGGAAACUUGUGCCGUUAUCGGUGGAGGUUUAGCGUUAUCAUCUUCCGCUUUCGUUCUUCAACUAUUAUCUGAAAGAGGUGAAAUAGGAACAAGAUUUGGGCGUGCAUCAUUCGGUAUUUUAUUGUUACAAGACAUUGCUGUAGUGCCCCUGUUAGUGGUUAUUCCUCUUCUCGCUACCAAGUCUGGAGGCCCUAAAGUGUUGGUUUCUGCGUUGAUGGUAGCAGCCAUGAAAGCGUCUGUAGCCUUAGCUGUUAUAUUCGCAACUGGAAGGUUAUUUCUUGAAAAAGUAUUUCGUACUGUUGCUGCAGCCAAAUCUCCAGAAGCUUUUGUUGGAGUUAUCUUAUUUACUGUAUUAUCGACAUCUGCAGUCACAGAAGGCUUAGGGUUAUCCGAUACUUUGGGAGCUUUUCUUGCUGGUGUGUUGUUGGCUGAGACAAAAUAUCGUCACCAAAUUGAAGCAGAUAUUGCACCUUUCCGAGGUCUACUCUUAGGCCUUUUCUUUAUAACUGUUGGUUUUAGCAUAGAUUUGAAAUUAGCUUUGGCGAAUCUACCCGUUGUUUCAUCGUUGGUUUUAGGUUUGCUUACGAUGAAAGCUGGUAUAAUCACAGUUUUAGCCAGAUUAUUUGGUCUUUCUUUUUCAAAUGCGAUAAGAACUGGUUUAUUGGUAGCACAAGGUGGUGAAUUUGCCUUUGUUACUUUUGGUGCUGCACAAAGAGCAGGUUUGCUUCCUGCAGAUCUUUCACAGUUGCUGUUAUUGGUAGUAGCGCUUUCCAUGGCAACCACUCCACUUUUGUCUUCCAUUGGUUCCCAAUUAGCGUCACGAAUUGAAAGACGCCGUGGUUUGAUUGGAGCUAGAAGCGAAGAUAUUGCUGAUGCUCGAGAUUUUGUUAUUGUGGCAGGUUUUGGUAGAGUAGGACAAUCGAUUUGCGAAAUGCUGAAUGCCAGAUUGAUACGAUAUGUAGCAUUUGAUAUGAGUCCUUCGAGAGUUAUCGAAGCAAGAAACAAAGGACUGCCUGUAUUUUUUGGAGAUGCAUGUCGUCCCGAAGUGCUUGAAGCAGCAGGUGUUUCAAGGGCGAAGGCAGUGGUCAUCACUUUGGAUGAUCCUGUAGCAGCAUCUCGAGCUGUACAAUCUUUACGAAGAGAAUAUCCUGAUUUACAAAUCUUUGUACGAGCCAGAGAUACGAAACAUCAACAGACGUUACAACUCGCAGGUGCUACUGCUAUUGUCCCUGAGUUGUUGGAGUCCAGCUUAUUAUUGGGUGGUGCAGUGUUACUAGCCUAUGGAACUCCAAUAGAAGAAGUGAACGCAUUGAUUGACGAAGCUAGAAAGAAAACUUUUAAAGAAGCUGGUUUAUCUAUUGGAACCAGUGCACUUAACCCCCGAAGUCCGUUUUCUCCUUCAUCUGAAACGAAAACGAAAAAAACAACUUCCAGUUCUUUGAUAUCUUCGUUGGAUGAAACGAAUGAUAACAGUAGCUCUUCUUUGAACGAGAGCAAAAUGAUAACGAGUAACUUACUUGAAGAGUCUCAUGUUGUAUCCACAACUCCUUCUGUGGAUAAAAUGGAAAUGGCAGCAGUGGAAGAAGAUGAUACAAGUCACUCCGCAUCUCUUCCUUCAUCACAAGAGAAGAAUAUUUCUACAAACCUUGCACAGGAAAAGGAAGUCCAUUUUCCAAUCAAGGAGGAACCAUCGACUAGUAGUAAUGGGAGCCAGCAAGACGAUUCUUCUUUGGAAAAGAUUGUAGGACAACAUAAAAAGUCGGAAGAUCCUAUUAUUUCGACAACUGAGUCAUUGGAUGAUUCAGUACGAUGAAUAUGAAACAAUAAAAUAAUUCUUUUUUCC
Galdieria sulphuraria is the source of this 2743-nucleotide messenger RNA. RefSeq names its product monovalent cation:H+ antiporter-2, CPA2 family. Gene Ontology annotation, biological process: proton transmembrane transport; potassium ion transport. The record is from RefSeq and is a predicted model, not a curated record. Gene Ontology annotation, molecular function: antiporter activity. The transcript is spliced from 2 exons. Lineage: Eukaryota; Rhodophyta; Bangiophyceae; Galdieriales; Galdieriaceae. The coding region runs from base 5 to 2713 and encodes 902 amino acids. Gene Ontology annotation, cellular component: membrane.